AUGGAAGGAUCGUAUCCACUGCAGGCACGCAACACAGUGCGUCGCCAUCGGGAACGAGCCAAGUACGACUUCGAGACGGUCCAUUCCAUCGUGAAUGCGUCGCCCAUCCUCCACGUAUCAUUUCUGCCUACGAACCCGGCUGAUGACCCCUUUCCAACCACCCUACCCAUGAUUGGGUAUUUGGGCUCAUUUGAUGGCCCGUCAACGGGUGCGCUCGAUCUGUAUCUUCAUGGUCACAGUGCCUCGCGUGUCAUGCGCUUAGCCGGCAAUCUCGGACAUGAGGGAAUCCCCGUCUGCGUCGCCGCGACCCUCAUUGUGAUGCACGGCUAUGCCUCGGUUGUUACGGCUGAAGCAGAGAAAGAUUUGGCCCUUCGCCUCAUUACGGAUGGCUUGGUGCCGGGGUGUUGGGACAAUUCCCGCGUGCCUCCCACUCGUGCCGAGAACGUAAGCACGUCUGUUCUCAGGGUCCAUGUCGCUAGCGCUAACGGCAAAAUAAGCCAAGGCGGGCCUUCGGACGACAGGAAGGACCUUCAAGAUGAUGAGGUUACUGGCAGAGUGUGGACGGGGACCCUUCCUGUCUGGGAGUUCGUUGGGACACCCAUUCCGAGCAUUACGAAUAAAGUAGCCCAGGUUCCGGAUUACGUGGUUCAGUGGCGACAGAAUCACAAUGCGGAGAACGAGUCAUACGCUCGGGAAGCCAUUGGAAAUAUUAAACAGUGA
Messenger RNA from Penicillium waksmanii, 720 nucleotides. Its product is annotated as pyridoxamine 5'-phosphate oxidase family protein. The record is from RefSeq and is a predicted model, not a curated record. The coding region runs from base 1 to 720 and encodes 239 amino acids. The transcript has 2 exons. Lineage: Eukaryota; Fungi; Ascomycota; Eurotiomycetes; Eurotiales; Aspergillaceae.